AUGAGUUCCCGUGCACGCAAGGCGCUUGAUGAUGAGCUCCAGAAGGUCGAGUUCGAGACCUCUGAAGAGGUCGAUGUUGUCCCAACCUUCGACUCCAUGGGCAUCAGAGAGGACCUCUUGAGAGGUAUCUACGCUUAUGGCUUUGAGAAACCUUCGGCCAUCCAGCAGAGAGCCAUCAAGCAGAUCAUCAAGGGCCGUGACGUCAUCGCUCAAGCCCAGUCCGGUACUGGUAAGACUGCCACUUUCUCGAUCUCCACUCUCCAGGUCCUCGACACUUCUGUCCGAGAGACCCAAGCUCUCAUCCUCUGCCCCACUCGAGAAUUGGCCCAGCAAGUCCAGAAAGUCAUCCUCGCCCUCGGUGAUUACAUGAAUGUCCAGGCGCACGUGUGCAUUGGUGGAACGAACGUAGGAGAGGAUAUCCGAAAGCUCGAUUUCGGUCAGCACGUCGUCGUUGGUACUCCUGGUCGUACUUUCGACAUGAUUCGUCGACGAAACUUGAGAACUCGAAACAUCAAGCUCUUGAUUCUUGAUGAAGCCGACGAGAUGUUGAACAGAGGGUUCAAAGAACAAAUCUACGAUGUCUACCGAUACCUUCCUCCAGCAACCCAGGUCGUCCUCGUCUCCGCCACCCUUCCCCACGAGAUCCUCGAGAUGACCCACAAAUUCAUGUCUGACCCGAUCCGAAUCCUCGUCAAGCGUGAUGAACUGACGCUCGAAGGUAUCAAGCAGUUUUUCGUCGCCGUUGAGCGCGAAGAAUGGAAGUUCGACACCCUCUGUGAUCUCUACGACACGCUCACCAUCACCCAGGCCGUCAUCUUCUGCUCCACAAAGAGAAAGGUCGACUGGCUCGCCGAAAAGAUGCGAGAGGCGAACUUCACAGUCUCGGCGAUGCACGGAGACAUGCCACAGAAGGAACGAAACGAGAUUAUGCGCGAGUUCCGAUCCGGUCAGACUCGAGUUCUCAUUUCCACCGACGUUUGGGCCCGUGGUCUCGACGUCCCACAGGUCUCGCUGAUCAUCAACUACGAUCUGCCGAACAAUCGUGAGUUGUACAUCCACAGAAUCGGCCGAUCCGGUCGAUAUGGACGAAAGGGUGUUGCCAUCAACUUUGUCAGAAACGACGAUAUUCGAAUUCUGCGAGAUAUUGAACAGUAUUACUCGACUCAGAUUGAUGAAAUGCCAAUGAACGUAGCGGACUUGAUCUAA
Molecule: messenger RNA, 1206 nt
Organism: Oikopleura dioica
Lineage: Eukaryota; Metazoa; Chordata; Appendicularia; Copelata; Oikopleuridae
Source: the annotation of a GenBank genome assembly